AUGUCUCGAUGGUAUCCUGAAAGAUUACUGCUCUUAUCACUUAAGUUUCCAUCCAGGAGUAAACAAUUAGACGAGUUACUGGAGCAGACAACAGCUUUGGAAGCACUGGAUUGCACUCAGCGGAAUCUUACUUUGAUAUUGUCUAAUAGAUUCGCCAAAACGCUCGAUUCGUUGUUACAUGAUUAUCGCAAUCUCGUUGCUAAACUUGAAGGAUUGACUGUAGAAAAGGAUCUUACCGCCGACGCUCUUAGAUGUGAAGACUUACUGGACUCGCUCGAGAAGCGGAAUGAGAUUGUGAAACGCUCUGAAAUUGUUAGUGAAAUCAAAGGGGUUGUUGCUGAUAACGCAGAUUUAUUGUCCAUCUCAUGGCUACGGGAUGCUUUGACAACACGCUUGAAAGCCGUGGAGAACGAGGUACGUCGAUCAGCUGCCGAUGAUAUGCGUCGAGGUUUGGUGAGCCUCAAUGCUUCUCUAAUUUCUUCAGCCACAAGAGCACUGGAGAAUCUGGAAGUGCUUGAUGCCGAGCUCGAAGUGCAGUUGUCGUCAGCCGCUGCGGAAGUUGAUUCAAAGCUGGUGGAUUUGUCCUCGUCUCCUGAAAGUAGUAUGCGGAAUCUCCAGCAAUGCGUUAACCUUAUUCACUCACAGCUUGAACAGUGUGCUUUGCUAGGUGAGUUUGUUGAAAAACUAGCACGAAUAAUUCGUGCGCGUGUGCCUUUGGAUGCAACUUUCAAACUUCCCCUUAAUUUCUACCAUCUUCAGGUUUAUUCAACAAAUAAAUCGAGUGCUCAGUGCACGUCCAGAGUGCUCGGGACCCCUCAUCGAGGCUCUACGUCCACUAAAAAACUCUAUUUCAAGUCAGUCUUGAGUUCCGCGGUCGAAGAAGAAAUCAAACGACUUGCUUGGGAUAGUGAACUCCGAGAUGAAACUGAGAAGAAUAUACAAAAGUGUCUCAGCAUGGUUGCUAAGCGCCUAGAAUCCGAGUUGAAACUGGAUACAGAAAAUUUGCUUCUAGGUGAUCGGCUGAGAAGUGAUCAAUUGAAGAACUACAGAUUAUUGGAGGUGGCUAAUGGUCUUGCUGCUAAAUGGCCAUCUCAAGCAACACCCUUGCUAACCUUCGAGCAAGAAGCCGUAGCAAUCAUUAUGGAGUCAAUUCGUGAAAGUAUAUUCACCAUAGUCGGUGCAAUGCAUCGAGAGGUACUCGGGAACAAAGAUGUAUCUCCGUAUAUGCAGGAGCUGAUUGCUUACAUUAAUCGCAUAGAGUUCCACACCUCACAUUUUCCAUCGUCUAUUCGACGCAGUGCUUCUCUUUCUUCUCUCGCAGACUACAUUAUUGAACUGUUCCUUAUUAAUGCCACCCUACUUCGCCCGUCGAGCGAUUCUAUUCGUCAGCGACUACGUACGGACUUAGAAAGCUUGUUGGACGCUGUCGAAUCGAAACUAAACCCUAGUGUUAAGUAUCCAGACCGGAAUCAGUUAUUGUCACUCUGGCAUCGUGAUGGAUCAAUUUUUGAUAAUGAAUCGAAUACCUCCUUACCGACUUGGAUCUAUCUUCAUAUCCUCAUUUCUGAUAGCCCCAACAAUCUGGUGUCACCUCAUACAAGCGUAGAUUGGACGAUUGACCAGUACGUGAAGUGGUGCUGCGACCACACGGAUUUCGAGAUAGUCUCGUUCCUCAGUGGCUUGUUGGCAUCAUAUACGACAACUGUGGUCAACAGACACGAAACACAGUUCGUACCACAUUAUCCAAAGAUGAUGGAACUCGUGAGAAAGGCCACAGAUUCCACCACCUGA
Messenger RNA from Haemonchus placei, 1791 nucleotides. The record is from the annotation of a GenBank genome assembly. NCBI's taxonomy places the organism in Eukaryota, Metazoa, Nematoda, Chromadorea, Rhabditida, Trichostrongylidae.